UACGCGCUUGUCAUUUUAUCUACACUCACUGCAACACCGCAGAAGUAGAGCUGCCCGCGUACGUUUGAAGACGUUGAAAAUAUAUAUUGAAUUGAGCUAUUUUGAUAUUCCGUCUGAAAUGGCAGGCAAAAUUAAAGUUGCGGAUGACUGUAGCUAUAAAACAUACUCUGUCUGCGAGAGUGCCGCUGAUAGCAGCAGCAGAGUGGAGGAAGAUGGAGAAAGCGACGGUCCAGCGGUGUUUAUGUGCUGCAAAUGCAAGCUGCCCAUCGGCGACAGUCUGUCCUGGUCAGGCAGUGACGACGAGCAUAACCAAAUCAUGCUCAAACGGAUCUCUGACAAUGUUGUCAUAGGUAAAGAGCCCUUUGUUUCUGGUACCCGAAAGGAGCUUGGAUGUCUUGUUGUGAAUCUCACCUGCCGUGGCUGUUGCUCAGAAUUAGGAAUCAUGUACAUAUCAACCCCAAAAAAUCUUGAUUACAAGAGAUCUCUUUUCUGCUUUAAUGUUGAAAAUAUUGAAAGUUAUAUAGUCGGCGGUCCAGGACAGCGGGUGCCAGAAUUAGACAGAGAAGACAAACCAGUGACCCUGGAGUACCAGAACAUUGUGGAACAGCAGAUGACAGAGAUAAAAUCUCUAGCUGUGAUAAUAGGACAACGCCUACUGGAGAUUGAAAAUAACCUCCAGUGCAAUUCUGGAAAAGGAUAUGAGCUGUCUGUUUUAUGACUGAGGGUAAUAAUCCCAUGCAUCUGUUGUGAAUGAGGUUUGUGGACUCUUUAGUGUGAGAUAGUUUUGUCUAGACAGUUAUGUAUUUACUAUACAGUUGAAUGCAAGUGAUACAUUUGUACCAUUUCCUACCUUUUAUUAAUGUUAAGCUCCACACAUUCUAAGAGAUGUAGAAGUACAGUACAUAGAUUUUGUGACAAUUGUAUUGUUAUUUGAAAGCUGCUGUACUCUUACUGGAGAACAUGUGUUUGUCUGCAUCUCAUAUUUUGUCAUGUGCGAGCGAUCCUUGUGUUGUUGUCAUAUGUGAUGUUAGUCUUUACAAGAUGUAUACACAGGGUAAACGU
This is a messenger RNA of Sinocyclocheilus anshuiensis, 1062 nucleotides long. Its product is annotated as protein Mis18-alpha-like. Gene Ontology annotation, cellular component: nucleus; chromatin; chromosome, centromeric region. Bases 119 to 718 code for a protein of 199 amino acids. Gene Ontology annotation, biological process: CENP-A containing chromatin assembly; chromosome segregation. Lineage: Eukaryota; Metazoa; Chordata; Actinopteri; Cypriniformes; Cyprinidae. The transcript is spliced from 5 exons. The record is from RefSeq and is a predicted model, not a curated record.